Brassicogethes aeneus is the source of this 1362-nucleotide messenger RNA. Lineage: Eukaryota; Metazoa; Arthropoda; Insecta; Coleoptera; Nitidulidae. The record is from the annotation of a GenBank genome assembly.
UAAAAAGUUACUCAUUUAAUAAUUGCAAAAAUGAGAACAUUGCUUUUUUUAUGUAUUAUAGUACAUUUUUAUGGGGCUCAAAGUAUAAGAGUUUGCAAAACAGCAAUUGAUUAUGCCACUGGGAUAAACUGUUAUGAAAAUAAGGAUGAUACAAGAAAUAUUACUGAAGUUAUAUCAUCCAGGGGAUAUAAUGUCGAAGAACACUUUUUAACAACUGAUGAUGGCUAUGAGAUUUUAGUGGAAAGACUUUACAGUAAAGUUACGAAAACAAAUCCUGUUUUAAUAGGACAUGGAAUUAUGAUGAAUGGUGAAGGCUUUGUUUCACAGGGGAAUAAGUCUUUGGGAUUUGUUUUGGCGGACGCAGGAUAUGAUGUGUGGUUAAUAUCUUUUAGAGGACUAAAGUACAGUAAUAAAGGAAAAAUACCAAAUUCAGAAUAUCGUUACUGGAAUUUUACAUUUCAUGAAAUGGCAAUCUAUGAUUUAAAGGUAGCUCUAAACUUAGUUUCGACGACCACAAACCAAAAAGUCAUCUACAUGGGUUAUUCGUUGGGUACCCAUGUGGGUUUCGCGUAUGGAAGCCUUUUUCCACAAGAAACUGAAGAAAAAAUUGCUGGUCUAAUGAUGUUAUCUCCGAUUGUUUAUUACAUUAAUGCCAAAACUUUUGCUCAGUUUUUGAGACCGUUUUUGCCAUUAUUGACGAUCAUUGAUAAGUUCGUCUUCCAUGGCCAUAUUUUCGACUUUUUGCCAGAGACAUUUAAAUUUUGCACACUCGGUGGAGUGUUGACAAUGAAUAUAUGUCAUGGAUUGGUAGGGAUUAUUGUCGGAUUUGAUUACCAGCAGAUCGACUAUGAGACGUAUCCAUUGUUUUUCAAAAAAGUCCCCGACACAAUUUGUUUGAAAAAUUUAAAACACGAGUUGCAGAUUGGAAAGAGUGUUAGAUUUGCGCAAUAUGAUUAUGGGACAAGUUUAAAUAUGGAGUAUUAUAACCAACCAGACCCACCUCUUUAUAACUUAACUAAUAUCCCAGUGCCAGUUUCGAUGUGGUUAGGAUUAAACGACUGGAUAUCAACGGUUGAGUCCGCUAAAAAAACUCAAAGCCAGUUACAACCAAAGAAUAGAUGCAAAAUAAAUAUUAUCACUUUAAAAAGCUGGAUGCAUCUUGAUAUACUCGAAGCCAAAGAUGUUAUACCUCUAUUUUUUAAUGAUUUACUAAAGGAAACGGAAAAAAUAGCUGAAGGUUCUUGUACUAGUGAAUAAAUAAUGGAAAAGUUUUUAUUUUUAAAUAAAUACUAAAAUAUCAAUUUUGCAUAGUUUUGUGAAAUGUCAAAAUUACAAGGUUGAUUUGAUUUACCAUAUAUUUUC